GCCUCUGCCAUCUUGAAUCUAUGUCAACAAACAGGUGAGCGAUACCUUGAGUUGAGGUCUCAGGCAGUUCUAAUCAACCAGAAAGCGCUUCACAAUAAAAUUUUUUGGCAGAACUUCAGCAUCAAAGAAGAAUGUGGCAAUAUGUGUGGGCUCAUCUUGUCUAUCAUCUUGUGCGUUUGUUUCCACGGACCAACAGGUUUAAAAUCACGCUGGUGGUGGUAAUGGUGCUUACGGUAUGUCUUCUGGUGCCACAGUUCUGGGUUCUUUUAGAAGGGCACAGCAUCAGAUGGUGCAGCCAGCCGCUGUUCCCUCUUCUUAUCACUUCUAUCAUUUUCACCUUCUUUCUUAUAGGAUUUGUCUUUCUUUUCCUGACGAUGAUGCCUGUUCCACGAGAGGUCAAAGUGGCAUUUCACAUCUUUGGCUUUGUCACCUUUUUAACAGCUCUUAUUCAAGUUGGAUAUACAUCUAAAGCUGAAGAGUGUAACAGCAGCACAGAAGCAUUGUACAAACUUUCUGUGGUGUUAACAGUUCUGGGUAUGGUGACUUUGGUGUACAUCGUUGUUCUGCUACCAUUUUGGAUCGCCAACCAUGUCAAGCUAAACUGUGUGCUAAACACAGCAGAAAGGAAAGGCUUGUGCUAUGAACCAGUCAGGUGCUGUUCCUGCUUGUGGCACAUAUAAUUCAAUUAUUUACCACACAAGAUGUUCCAGCAGCGCAGUAGUCUUGCAGUGAUAUGAAAUCCAUAAAAAAAUCAUGGAUAGUUCAAAAUAACAGGAAAGAUCUGGAAGGCUUGCGCAUGGAUGGAAAAAGUAGAUGGCAGUCAGGAUUUUUGGCAUUUUGCAUUGUAUUAAAUUGUAGGUAUAGUUAUUCUUUCAAAAUAUAAACAAGCAUAGUAUGCAAACAGGA
Messenger RNA from Pomacea canaliculata, 906 nucleotides. RefSeq lists its product as uncharacterized. The transcript has 6 exons. The record is from RefSeq and is a predicted model, not a curated record. Bases 132 to 680 code for a protein of 182 amino acids. NCBI's taxonomy places the organism in Eukaryota, Metazoa, Mollusca, Gastropoda, Architaenioglossa, Ampullariidae.